AUGAAGAAGGAGAAGAUGAAGAGGGAAGAGGAGCAGGUGGCGACAGUUGAGGAGACAACGACGGAGAAGAAGAAGCAGAAGAAGAUGAAGAGGGAAGAGGAGCAGGUGGCGACAGUUGAGGAGACAAUGACGGGGAAGAAAAAGCAGAAGAAGAUGAAGAAGGAGAAGAAGAGGGAAGAGGAGCAGGUGGUGACAGAUGAGGAGACAAUGACGGAGAAGAAGAAGCAGAAGAAGAUGAAGAAGGAGAAGAUGAAGAGGGAAGAGGAGCAGGUGGCGACAGUUGAGGAGACAACGACGGAGAAGAAGAAGCAGAAGAAGAUGAAGAGGGAAGAGGAGCAGGUGGCGACAGUUGAGGAGACAAUGACGGAGAAGAAGAAGCAGAAGAAGAUGAAGAAGGAGAAGAUGAAGAGGGAAGAGGAGCAGGUGGCGACAAUUGCGGAGACAAUGACGGAGAAGAAGAAGAAGAUGGAGAAGGAGACGACGAAGAUGGCAAAGGAUACGAUAGCGAUGAGCUCUACGGUGUUUAGGACUCUGCAGGGCUCGAAGAGUUAUGCAAGUGACGAGCAGAAGACUGUGUUGCAGCAUGUGAAGCGCCAAAGAGUUGCCGUGAAAAAGGUGCAGCAGGUGCAGACCCCACGGUGGCAUGCCGUGCAAACGGAUGAGGCACGAGAUGAUGACAAUGGAGUGGACGUGCUGGAACAAGCACUAGGGAGUGUGAAGUCGAUCGUGAUGAAGAAGCUGGAUAAGGCGUUGCGCACAAAGCACAAAGCAGUGGUGGUCGAUAAAGCAAGUGCUGUUUCGAAGGUAGAGGUAGUGAAGGAAUGCGGAGAAGCUGCUGGAAAGACAGAUGCUUUAGCUGGAGACAAGACGUCCUGCAAUAUACCGUCGACACGCUUGACUAGGGAACAGAAGAAACAAAUGCGGAAGAAGGAGAAGAAGAAGCUCGCGCUUUUGUCGGCGGAACAAGCUAGCUGA
Messenger RNA from Hyaloperonospora brassicae, 975 nucleotides. NCBI's taxonomy places the organism in Eukaryota, Oomycota, Peronosporomycetes, Peronosporales, Peronosporaceae. The record is from the annotation of a GenBank genome assembly.